This is a messenger RNA of Arachis duranensis, 360 nucleotides long. RefSeq names its product probable inactive receptor kinase At5g16590. The record is from RefSeq and is a predicted model, not a curated record. Gene Ontology annotation, cellular component: plasma membrane. Gene Ontology annotation, biological process: protein phosphorylation. The transcript has a single exon. NCBI's taxonomy places the organism in Eukaryota, Viridiplantae, Streptophyta, Magnoliopsida, Fabales, Fabaceae. Bases 1 to 360 code for a protein of 119 amino acids. Gene Ontology annotation, molecular function: protein kinase activity; ATP binding.
AUGUUUUUUUCAUAUAACGACGCCGGAGGAACUCCCGUAAAUUGGAAAACAAGGUCUGCCAUUGCCCUUGGCGCUGCUCGUGGGGUCGCAUGCCUACAUUCACACGGACCAACAUCCUCGUAUGGAAACAUCAAAUCCUCAAAUAUCCUUCUCACCAAAUCAUUUGAAGCUCGUGUCUCCGACUUUGGCCUUGCUCAUCUUGCUCUCCCGACCGCCACACCCAACCGUAUUUCCGGCUAUCGAGCCCCAGAGGUCACUGACUCUCGCAAAGUAUCACAAAAGGCAGACGUCUACAGCUUUGGUAUAAUGCUCUUGGAGCAGACGUCUACAGCUUUGGUAUACUGCUCUUGGAACUCCUAA